Brassica oleracea var. oleracea is the source of this 2310-nucleotide messenger RNA. RefSeq names its product exocyst complex component EXO70B1-like. The record is from RefSeq and is a predicted model, not a curated record. The transcript has a single exon. Gene Ontology annotation, biological process: exocytosis. Gene Ontology annotation, molecular function: phosphatidylinositol-4,5-bisphosphate binding. Gene Ontology annotation, cellular component: exocyst. Lineage: Eukaryota; Viridiplantae; Streptophyta; Magnoliopsida; Brassicales; Brassicaceae. The coding region runs from base 122 to 2209 and encodes 695 amino acids.
UCUCCCUGGCCUCUCUAACCACAAAUCUGAAAGUCUAAACGAAAACACAAACACACAUGAAUCUCUCUUUUCUCACCAUACCAGUUUUAAGCUUUACCUAAAUAUUAAUAAUUAAUAAGCAAUGGAGAAGAACGACAAGGACCCUGAUGAUCAUCAUGAUGAUCUCAAAGACAAAUCCAGUGGAGAGGAGAAAAGCGACGUCGUUUCAGAUGCUCAUCCCCCAGAUGAUGCCGAUGUUAUCAGUAAAGACUAUGUCGAUGAGACAGAUCAUGGCCCAGGAGACAAUGUAGACAAGGUUGACUCACCAUCAGGACAAGAAACACCAGAGGUUCCUCAAACCCUCGAGUCCUUGUCAGAAGAACUCGACCAGCUUCUCUCAAAUCUCUCCCUUCAUCAAGAAAAACACAAAGACAGCACCAAGGAGAAAGAAGAAGAGGAAGACGAUUACUUUCAGAUCCCGCAGUUCGUUGGCAAGUUCUUGGAUCUCUUUGAGGACAAACUCUCCAAACACGACUCUGGCGAGCCUAAAACAACAUGGUACCAAGAUCCAGAGGAAGUAUCUUCGCUACUCGACGCAGUGGACCGUGUCUCAAACCUUAUGAAGCUAUUACUCAACACCAAAUCUUGUCUCGACCAUCACGAGCCCUUGAUCAACCACGCUGGAUCGAUCCAGCAGCGUGCAAUGGCCUUCUUGGAAGACGAGUUCCAUGUCCUUUUAGAAGAAUCCGUGAUCAAAGAGGCUGCUGUUGUCACUGACGACAACAGCAGCCAGAGGAAGAGUUCAGCAGAUCAACAAGACCACCACAACGACGCGGUGGUCUCACAAGAUCAAGACCAGAUGGUUGUUCCGGAGCACGGUGAUCAGGAGAUAGAAUACCCUGGCUACUCGGAGGAGAUGGUUACGUUACUUAAGAACAUAGCAGAGAAGAUGAAAGGAGGAGGGUACGUGUGGGAGUGCAGAGAGGUUUAUUUAGUAUCGAGAAAGAAUAUCUUGAUGAGUACGUUGAGACAAGACUGCGAGUUCGAGAAAGUGAGCAUCGACGAGGUGCUGAAAAUGAGCUGGGACGCGCUCGAAAGAGAGAUCCCUAUAUGGAACAAGACUUUCAAGAACUGCUCUUCCCUCUUCUUCCCCGGGGAGCUCAAACUCGCGGAGAAGAUCUUCCCGGGGGACGAAGGGAGCUUGUUCUGCAUCGUCGCGCACGGCCUCGCCAUCCAGUUCCUGGGCUUUUACGAGGCCGUGGCCAUGACAAAACGCUCCACGGAGAAGCUCUUCAAGAUCCUCGAUAUCUACGAGACGCUCCGGGACAGCUUCCCAACAAUGGAGAAGCUGUUCCCGGAGGAGCUAUGCGGCGAGCUGAGGAACGAGGUGACUAGCGCCCGUUCCCGGCUAGGAGAGACAGCUAUUAACAUAUUCUUGGAUCUUGAGAACUCUAUCAAAUCGGAUUCUAGCAAGACCCCUGUGCCAGGAGGUGCGGUGCAUCCCUUAACGAGGUACACUAUGAACUACCUUAAGUACUCGUGCGAGUAUAAAGACACGUUGGAACAAGUGUUCAAGUCUCACUCAACGAUGGAGCGAGAGGAGGAGGAGGAGAAGAAGAAAGAGGAGAACUCGCCGUUCGCCAACCAGCUGAUGAGGAUAAUGGACUUCCUCGAUGGAAACAUGGAGGCGAAGUCAAAGCUCUACAAAGACAUACCAUUAAGCUGCAUCUUCAUGAUGAACAACGGGAGAUACAUAGUGCAAAAGAUCAAAGGAUCGGCGGAGAUACACGAGGUGAUGGGGGACACGUGGUGCAGGAGGAGGUCGUCGGAGCUGAGAAACUAUCACAAAAGCUACCAGAGAGAGACGUGGGGGAAGCUGCUUGGGUUCUUAGGGCAUGAGGGGCUUAUGCAUAAUGGGAAGAUAGUUAAGCCUAAUCUCAAGGAGAGGUUUAAAAGCUUUAAUGCAACGUUUGAUGAGAUACAUAAGACGCAGACCACGUGGGUGGUUAAUGAUGAGCAGCUUCAGAGUGAGCUGAGGGUUUCUAUUACUGCAGUUAUGAUACCUGCCUACAGGGCUUUCAUGGCUAGGUUUGGACAGUACUUGGAUCCUGGUCGACAGACGGAGAAGUAUGUUAAGUACCAGCCUGAGGAUAUUGAGGAUCUCAUUGAUGAGCUUUUUGAAGGAAACACUUCCUCCUAUUCAACGGCCACGGCCAAGAGAAGAACAUAGGUCCUUUCUUCUUUUCUUGCAGUAACACUUUUCUUAACUGUUUCAAACUUUCAUGUCUUCUUCUACUGUUGUUUUUGUCUGAAUGCCACAACUUGGAUGUG